UUGUAAACUAUUCUUUUUGUAGAGAUUCAAAUAUAAAAUAUAUCUAAGUGGAAUGUAUCUCAUACUUUAGGUUUUUCUGAUAUUUGUUUUAGUAUAAACUCAUCUACCAGUAGAAUAAACUACCUCAGGUUAACGGAAGGAUAUUUCCCAUCUUUUGUGUUUUUUUUGUUUUUUUUUACAAAUAUCGCAAUAACAUAUAUCUUAUAUGAAGAGGUUUAGUGUUUAUUUAUUAUUAAGGCUAUCUUUAUCAGAUCUUGUAUACAAGUACAUUGCGAGUUCAUGUAUAUAGUUUCCAUAUUUAGUGUUAAUUAUAAUGAUAAUUAGUUACAGAAAUGAUUAUUCAUAGAUAACCGAGCUCCAUCUACAUAUUAUUGAUUUUUGCAUUACAGUAAGAUCUUUUUAAUAGAUAUUUUUACAAUAGAAAUAAAGGUCCACAUUAUGAUUACAAAAUGUACUGACAAUGACAACUCUCAAUAUUUCUUUAUAUUUGUCGAAAAAUUUAAGUCAAAGAAAAUGAGGAAGCUUGGUUUAAGGUCAACAACAUCAAAGAAAAAUGAAAGGGAAAUUAAAGAUUUCUUGGAUGACGAAAAAAGUGAAAAGUAUAGACAAGUCAACAUUCUUCCGGAUUUAGAAACUGAUAUGCCAAGUAGAGCAUGGAGAAGGAUGAGUGAAACACAAACUUUUAAAACAGUAGCCCCACUGAAUAUUCAUUCCCCAGUACAACCUGAUUGUUUACGAUUUGUUUGUUUGUCUGAUACACACUCUAUGCUCCAUGCAGACAACAUGUCGAAUUUUUAUGUUCCUCCUGGAGAUAUCUUACUACACGCAGGAGAUUUCACAAAUGAAGGGAGACCACUGGAAAUCGAACGAUUCAAUGAAGUACUAGGUAAACUACCUCAUAAAAAGAAGAUUGUAAUCGCAGGAAAUCAUGAGUUGUCUUUUGACGAAAGUCUUUUUACCGAAGCUAACUGUUUCGGCGAGAGUAUUGGAACAGUAAAACAUUAUCUCAAAACCAAAGGAUUUAAAUCUGUUAGAGAAAUAUUGACUAAUGCUAUUUAUUUACAAGAUGCAAUGGUUACUGUUUGUGGAAUAAAUAUAUAUGGAUCUCCAUGGCAACCCCGAUUUGGUUGUUGGGCGUUCAAUGUUAUACGGGGUAAAGAAAUAUUGCAAAAUUGGAACUAUAUACCGGACAAUGUUGAUAUUCUCAUAACACAUGGACCACCAGUUGGUUAUGGACUAACAACAGAUGGAGAAACAUUGUUUAUCAACGCAUCCUCUUGUACCAAAGGAUAUAAACUGUGUAAUCCACCAAUAAUAUUUGAUGUGCCUUUACCGCAUGGCCUGUCAAAAUACAGUUCACUUGAAAGUGUGGAAGUUGUGUCUUAUUCAAAGAAGGAAUCUUCUAGUAAACCAGUAAUAGGCAUCAGUCAAAAGACAAAAAUAACAAACUAUUGACCUUAACCCAAUUGAAAUUGACUAAAACUUAAAUUGAUUGACACAAACAGUUUAUAAUACAUUAUUUUUUAAACAUUAAUACCGCUUACUUGUCUGUAAACAAACAUUCAGAGAGAGACGAAAGAUACCAAAGGGACAGUCAAACUCAUAACUCUAAAAUAAACUGACAACGCCAUGGCUAAACAUGAAAAUGACAAACAGACAAACAAUAGUACACAUGACACAACAUAGAAAACUAAAGAAUAAACAACACGUACCCCACCAAAAAAUAGGUGUGAUCUCAGGUGCUCCGGAAGGGUAAGCAGAUCCUGCUCCACAUGUGACACCCGUCGUGUUGCUUAUGUGAUAACAAUUCCGGAAAAUAGUCUUAUUCGGUAGGUCACAUUCAUAAAAAGGAAGGGGAUAGUAGUUACGACGUAAGGAACAUAUCCGAUAUCAUUUGUUAAACGGUUAUUCCAUAACGGUCAACCAACUCGUGAUGGCGUCCGUAAAAUUU
Messenger RNA from Mytilus trossulus (common blue mussel), 1951 nucleotides. RefSeq names its product metallophosphoesterase MPPED2-like. Gene Ontology annotation, molecular function: hydrolase activity. The record is from RefSeq and is a predicted model, not a curated record. Lineage: Eukaryota; Metazoa; Mollusca; Bivalvia; Mytilida; Mytilidae. The transcript is spliced from 4 exons. The coding region runs from base 439 to 1455 and encodes 338 amino acids.